AUGAAAGAGGGUGAGAGCUUUAACCUCUUUUACGGGGAAUUCACCCGUCUGGCUCUCGAGUCGAAGACGGACGAAGAGCUCCAGAAGGGAGACCUUUUCGAGAAACUAGUACCGGAUCUCCAGACGCUGACGGUGUCGGACGCGUUUAAUGACCGCGUGACACUCGAAGGAUUUGUGGACAGUUGUAGACGCAGCGCUCUAGGACUGUCACGCAUGCAGACCUCGACCCGAUUCCGAAAGUCCAGGUCGAGACCGCACGCGGAGAACGACAACAAGGGUUCUCACAACACCAUCCGAACGACGACUCCCAGCGGGGAGCAAAAGCAGAGUCUUGUUGCAGUGUGA
Messenger RNA from Penicillium bovifimosum, 345 nucleotides. RefSeq lists its product as uncharacterized. Lineage: Eukaryota; Fungi; Ascomycota; Eurotiomycetes; Eurotiales; Aspergillaceae. Bases 1 to 345 code for a protein of 114 amino acids. The record is from RefSeq and is a predicted model, not a curated record. The transcript has a single exon.